This is a messenger RNA of Letharia columbiana, 585 nucleotides long. RefSeq lists its product as uncharacterized. Lineage: Eukaryota; Fungi; Ascomycota; Lecanoromycetes; Lecanorales; Parmeliaceae. Bases 1 to 585 code for a protein of 194 amino acids. The record is from RefSeq and is a predicted model, not a curated record. The transcript has 2 exons.
AUGGCGUCCCGCGCAGAAACCAUCCAGCAAAAUCACGAGCCCCGCCCUGACCCGCAAUCCCUGACUUCCAAUCCAGAUGCCUCCCAAAACUCCUCCACUGGCGUUGACUAUGAGCCACAUCCUGAGCAGUCAAUCAAGGUCUCACCAGAGAGGGAGAAGAUAGUGAAGAGCAUCACGAGCUUGUACUCUGGGAGCGCCAGCGAGGAGGACAUGCAGGUGUACGCGAAGGAGGCAAUCUACGACGAUCCAUGGAGCUAUUGUGACACCAGGUAUAAAAUUGCGGGGCAGUGGUACGGUAUACCCAAAGUCAUGGCCUCCUCGAAGACCCUGUCCACCGAGAUCGUCUCUAGCACCGACACAGAGCUCAUCUUCAAAAUGAAGCAAGAGUACACUCCGCGGGUAGUUCAGUCUACGAAGCCGGUCAAUAGCCUGGUAUCGUUGACAUUGGAUGGAGAGGGAAAGGUCAAAUACCACAAGGACAUGUGGAAUGAUAAGGACUACAGCCAUGAGGGCCUGGGAAAGAUCAUGAAGACAUUGAAUGGGGAUCACUUGACGAAGAUCACGAGACCGCCAGGGGAUUUAUGA